Molecule: messenger RNA, 1876 nt
Organism: Musa acuminata subsp. malaccensis (wild Malaysian banana)
Lineage: Eukaryota; Viridiplantae; Streptophyta; Magnoliopsida; Zingiberales; Musaceae
Product: carboxypeptidase SOL1
Biological process (GO): peptide metabolic process; protein processing
Molecular function (GO): metallocarboxypeptidase activity; zinc ion binding
Source: RefSeq, a predicted model, not a curated record
UUUUUGUUUUCUUGUGGAGUGCCGGCGAGCUGUGUUUUUGUUUUUCAUGUUUUUCAGCGCAAGAAGGGGAUCUCAUGACCUUUUAGACGCCUUAAGGCCGAGAGAGUCAGGUGGUCGGGCCACCGAUGGAGCUCGUCUCCCUCGUCUUGAAACGCCUCUUCCUUCUUCUUCUUGCCCUUCUCUCAUGUCCCACCAACACGAUCGCUAGAGGCGGGGACCUGGGCGCGCAUCCUCCACCAGGGUUUAUGGGCCGUGGAGGUGGUCUCCUUGCCCGGCGUCUGUUUGAAGAUAACUAUCCUGAGAUAACCGAUGAAAUGACUCGUGGGUAUAUGAGCAACUCCGAGCUUGAGGAGGCUGUAAAGAAAUUCAGUAAAAGAUGUGCUAAUAUUUCCAGGAUAUACAGCAUUGGAAAGAGUGUACAGGGUUAUCCAUUGUGGGUAAUUGAAAUAUCUGACAAGCCUGGGCAAGAAGAGCCUGAACCUUCAUUUAAGUUCGUCGGUAACGUGCAUGGUGAUGAACCUGUUGGACGAGAGCUACUGAUGCUUCUUGCAAAUUGGUUAUGUGACAACUAUAUGACGGAUACCUUGGCAACACUAAUUGUUAAACAUGUCCAUCUGCAUAUUCUUCCAACAAUGAAUCCUGAUGGAUUUGCUCUUAGGAGACGCGGGAAUGCAAAUAACGUGGACCUGAAUCGAGAUUUUCCUGACCAAUUUUAUCCUAUAAAUGAUAUCAAGCACUCCCGCCAACCAGAAACAAGAGCAAUUAUGACUUGGGUGAAGGAAGGUCAUUUCACAGCCUCUGCAAGUUUACAUGGGGGUGCGCUUGUUGCAAAUUAUCCUUGGGAUGGCUCCCAAGAUACACGGAAACAGUAUACUGCAAGCCCUGAUGAUAAGACUUUUCGCUAUAUGGCUAGUCUCUAUAGUCGUUCACACUAUAACAUGUCCCUGAGCCAAGAAUUUGAAGGAGGGAUAACAAAUGGGGCACUGUGGUACCCUAUAUAUGGUGGAAUGCAAGAUUGGAACUACAUUCAUGGGGGUUGUUUCGAAUUGACUUUGGAAAUUAGCGAUAAUAAAUGGCCUCAAGCAAACGAGCUUCCUAUCAUCUGGGAUUACAACAGAAAGAGUAUGUUAAACCUAGUAGCAAGUCUUGUGAAGACAGGGGUUCAUGGAAGGAUUUUCUCAUCAAAAGAUGGUCAUCCAUUGCCUGCCUCUGUAAUGAUCAAGGGGAUCAACUACAAGGUGAAUGCCAGUAGUACAUUGGGUGAUUACCAUCGAAUGUUGACCCCGGGGGAGAGCUAUGAAGUUAUGGUGUCUAUGCCUGGCUUCCAGCAAAAAGGUACACGAAUAUUGCUAGGAGAUGAAUCAGCUAGCUUGGAUUUCAUUUUGGAUCCUGAUGAAGCAACCAAAAAUGAGCAUACUAGUGUUAAAGGAUUUGGCUGCAGCUGUGAUGGGAAAGACAAGCUUGAGCUGGUUGAGUAUUUAAGAGGGGUCCACCUGGAAAUCUAUAUUCUUGUCUGCAUAUCCUUGUUUCUCUGCUUUUUGUUGAGGAGGAAAACAUUGUGCAAGUUACUGAACCGGCGGAAACAGAUCACACAAAAACGACCGGUGGUUGUUUAAAGCCAACUAAUACAUAGUAAUUCUUUGGUCACCUAUAAAGAAGGCAUUUUUUUGGUUUCUUGGGGUGAUCCUGAUGGUGAUGCAUUCUACAAGGGAGUAGCUGUAUCGUUAUCUGCAAGCACGAGAUGGGUGCCAGCCAUAGAGCAGUAGCAGAAUUUAUCGGUGCUUGCUGUAUACUAACUAUUUGCAUUAAUUGAAAAUGAGGUCAUGUAAGUGAUUUAAACUGUGUUGAAAAUGAGGUCCUCUUGCGUGGUUUCCUU